AUGUUUUCUGUAGAAAUCGGUAACAACGCACGUUUACACACAAGAAGUACCAAAGCAAACGGCAACACAAACAAAAAGAAACUCGAUGCAGAGAGAAGUUAAAACCGCAUCUUUCAAAACUUGCGUCGUUUUUUUUUUUCUUUUCAUUUAUUUCAUUUGAAGUUGUGCAUUGAGUGACAUAGGGGCUACAUAAGCAGUGUUGAAUUGGUAAGCAUCCAGUCAUCACAAGCAUAGAUUGUUUUUAAGUGAAUUGGACACAACGAUUUAUGGACGAAUUUUUGAACGAUUGUCGAUUGGUGGAAAGAAUGGUUUGCUGCGGUCAGCAGUCUUGAUGCGGACGACACAGUGAUCACAUUUACAUUUUUGAAUUUAUUGUCCUCAUUUCAAAUCGAUUUCGUUUAAAAGCUUAAAAUCUGUGCAAAUAGACGUGAAACGAAACGAAUAACACGAGAGAAAAAAAGACCAACCAACCAGCAAAUUUAAAUGCAUAUAAAUAAAGUGAUUUCAGUGUUUGCAAAAAAAGUGAUGGACACGUGCGAAUAACAUAAAGCUUAUUGCCAAGAGCAUACAUUGCAAUACUAUCAUCGAACCAAGCGAAAAUUGCAUAAUUUGAUAAUGAAUUUCAGACGGCAUUUUGCCUAUCAUUCGAUACUUGUGUGUGGCUUAUUUGCGAUUUUAACGAGUACGGUUGCAAAACCAUCGUUUUCACUGACCCCAUCGUUGCCGUCGCUCACAUCAUUCACACAGGAAUAUGUCGGCCGAAAGCAUGCUGCACAAAUGAAAAGCUAUAGCGGUAUUCGCCAGCAAAAUGAUUCGUUGAUAAUGAUUUACUACUCAGACCAAACAAUCGCAAUUGUCGAACUUGGACCUGAAAAGCUGUUAAUAGGCUGUGAACUAAUUGAAAUUUAUAGUGAGAGUGCCGGGAAUAAACUAUUGAAACAUUUGUCGAAACUAAAUCGACCAUUCGAAAUCCAAUUUAAAGAAAUGCUCGAAUUAAUGAACCAAUGUGAUAUUGUUGAGAAACAGAAUCUAAAACGUAAUGAACGUCGAAACAUAAGCCCAUCGAAUGGCGAUACCAGCAAAUCGUUUCAAUUCAAAAAUAAUCCAUUUUCCGUAUUCAGUGGAAUCAUACCGGGCACAAAAUGGUGUGGUACCGGAGAUAUAGCAACAACGUACAGCGAUUUGGGUACCGAAGUGAAUAUGGACAGCUGUUGUCGAACUCACGACUUAUGCCCUGUUAAAAUUCGCGCUUAUGAAGCCAAGUACAACAUCACGAAUGAUUCACUAUACACGAAAUCGCAUUGCGUGUGUGAUGAUAUGCUGUUUGAUUGUUUAAAGAAGCUGAAUGAUACGCCAGCUGCACAGCUUAUGGGAUCUAUUUACUUCAAUAUUGUACAGGUUCCAUGCAUUCACGAAACGUCGAAAGGUAUUCAGUAUAGAAAAGCGAGAGAAGGUUUCUAAAGCCCAACUUUUACCACAAAAUUUAUAUUAAUCAAAUUGUACAUUUAGUCACAUAUACCGUCCACGCUCAUUAUCGUGCCGUUGUUAAGAUAUUUUUUUUUGUCAAAAAAAUGAAGAAAAAAAAAUUGUUGGCAUUAUUUAUUUGCUGUUUUUGAUGAAACUGUUAUUAUGUACGAUGAAAAGAUCACACAAAUUUUAUUAAAUUAAAAAUGAAAAUAAAACGUAAAUACAAUGUAGUACAAAA
Messenger RNA from Contarinia nasturtii (swede midge), 1705 nucleotides. RefSeq lists its product as uncharacterized. The transcript has 9 exons. Lineage: Eukaryota; Metazoa; Arthropoda; Insecta; Diptera; Cecidomyiidae. The record is from RefSeq and is a predicted model, not a curated record. Gene Ontology annotation, biological process: arachidonate secretion; phospholipid metabolic process. Bases 616 to 1461 code for a protein of 281 amino acids.